Messenger RNA from Acanthaster planci (crown-of-thorns starfish), 1455 nucleotides. Its product is annotated as eukaryotic translation initiation factor 4E-binding protein 2-like. Gene Ontology annotation, molecular function: eukaryotic initiation factor 4E binding. Gene Ontology annotation, cellular component: cytoplasm. The record is from RefSeq and is a predicted model, not a curated record. Gene Ontology annotation, biological process: negative regulation of translational initiation. Lineage: Eukaryota; Metazoa; Echinodermata; Asteroidea; Valvatida; Acanthasteridae.
CUCGUUCUCCUGCACUCGACUCGUGACGCGAGGCCUGACGAAUGUAACAUCGUCACAUCGAAUUCUGGCCUGGUUCGACGCCAAAUCCAUGCAUUUUGACCCCAAUCUCGACCGCUAGAUUGACUCGAACAACCCAGGAACCAUGUCAGGCCCGCCACCGUCGCGUCAGAUGAGCGGAACGAAGGAAAUUCCGACGAGGAAAGUGCUCGUCAACGACCCGAAAGAGCUGCCGUCGGACUACUGCACAACGCCUGGCGGUACAAUGUUUGGUACAACUCCAGGAGGUACGCGUAUCAUCUACGAGCGGCAGUUUCUGAUGAACCUGCGCGAUUCACCUCUCGCCAGAACACCUCCGGCCAACCUUCCCGUCAUCCCAGGAGUGACAGUGAAAGGUGAUGCAGCUGUCAAGACCAAUGGAAAGGUGGCCUGCAGUGAAAAUAACAAGGAGGCAGUGACUAACGAUACUGCUGAGGAACCACAGUUUGAGAUGGAUAUCUGAGACACUCAACAGUCAGCGUGCGUUCAUCAGGUAGUCUACCGCCCUCGUGUGGAAAAAAAACACGGGCAUCCAGGGGGAGGGGGGGUCAGGUUUGGGCGUUAUAAAGCUACCACUCAGAUUGAGGGAAAUUAUAGAAAAAAAAGAGGGGGAAUAACUGGUGCAAUAACACAUCGUCCAAAGUUGCUUCCUUGACGACAGAAUGCAGUCAAGGAAUGUGUUGCUAAGGUAAAUUUGAGCCACUCCUUUUUUUUGUGCGUGUUGUAUGUGCCUAUGCAUCACCCACAAACGGAUCAAGGUUAUGUUUGGAUUGGUUCAAGCCCUGGACUGACUCUUUAUCUCAGCGGAUGAGUGCCCUGUGGCAUCUGUUAUGGAUGCUGUGACCAUGGCAACUUCAAGACGGUGCUCAGAUUUACAGACAAAUUUCUUUGGUUUAUUGUAUCGGAAAUAAUUUGGCGGACUUGCAGUCGAGACAACACUGUGGCAACAGACAGGAACCUACUACAUGUACAUGUAGUAUUUGCCGCAAAUUGAAUGGACUCUACAGUACAACACAAGGAAAAGAUUUAAUCAAGUGUUUCAAUUUGAUGAUUCUUCAACUUUGACUUUUUUGUCCUUCAAUAUGCUGGCAGUCAAUUAGUUUAUCUCUGUGUACAAAUUCUUUUUCAGUCAGAAUUGCCAUCAAUUGAAAUGACAUGACCCUGGUCAUGUUAUUCUAUGCCAAACCUAUGCAGAGUAUUUGUUGCUUCAUGUUCAUCCCUGGAAAUCUGACAAAAAAUCAUGUUACAAUCUUUCAACAUGAGGAGAAAAACCCCUGGAAAAGUGUUUUUGUAGCUUUUUCAGUAUUUGCAUUUUUUCAGGGACAAGUUAAUGUAGGUCACCCCAGUGUUGUAGUCAAGACCAUUGCAAGAUGAGACACAAGACCAGACACAAGACAAGUCACAAGACAAGUCACAAGU